ACGCUCUUGCCGGUGGCAUUUUAGCCGCUUUAUUCUGUGGGGCCGUGAUUGACAAGCUGCGCGCAGUAGUUAAACCCAAAAUCUCGCACCUGCUAAAGUUUGAGAGAAACGAAGAUAUAGACAAAGCGAUCCUUUGGCUAAAACUCCUACCCAUGUCUUUUUCCAUGCUGAUCAUGUCUACAUUCGCCGUCCUUGUAAGCAGCCUUGUGUUCGUCGCGAAUGAACGAGUCUACUAUGUCAACUUCUUCUUCCUUGUAAUCACGCGCGGCUUCCUAUUCAGCACCUUUACUUCUUCGAUGAUGGCCGCCUUUCCAGUGGCACAGUUUGGCACCCUCUACGGCAUUGGCGGUGCCAUUGCGGGUGCCUUCUCCUGCCUUCAGUAUGCCCUGCUUGUGCCUGCACCUACAAUUGGAAAUGGAAUCGCGCUUGGUAUUUCUAUUCUCAUGUUUGUUCCACCUAUAACCAUAAUCGGCAAGUAUCUGCACAUAAAGAAGAAGGCUAUUCAGGGUGCAUCAGCCGCGAAGGAAAAGGAUGAUAUCUCGGUUCUAUUAUAG
This is a messenger RNA of Dibothriocephalus latus, 554 nucleotides long. The record is from the annotation of a GenBank genome assembly. Lineage: Eukaryota; Metazoa; Platyhelminthes; Cestoda; Diphyllobothriidea; Diphyllobothriidae.